CUCGGGCUUGUGCGGAGUGUGGCUAGGAAGUGUGUGCUUGUCACUGAACCCUGAGUGGGUCCUGUAACCUUUGCCUUCCACUGGGUGGAGCAGGUCCUUUAAGAGCAACUGGAAUGCAGUUCCCCUGAUCAGCUUAGCCAGUUAUUCAAAACCUCUGCUAGCCCUAGAGAGCAGUGCUCACUUCAGACCAACCAGCCUCCUGUGCUUCUAGCUUGAGCAAGAAGUUUCCAGCGGGGAAGUAAGUUUCUAGCUGCCCAGCCAUGGGAGAGGACGCUGCACAGGCAGAAAAGUUCCAGCAUCCAAACACAGACAUGCUCCAGGAGAAGCCAUCCAGCCCCAGCCCAAUGCCUUCCUCCACACCGAGCCCCAGCCUGAACCUGGGGUCCACAGAGGAGGCCAUCCGAGACAACUCGCAGGUGAAUGCUGUCACCGUGCACACACUCCUGGAUAAAUUGGUCAACAUGCUGGACGCCGUGAGGGAGAACCAGCACAACAUGGAACAGCGUCAGAUCAACCUGGAGGGCUCGGUGAAGGGCAUCCAGAACGACCUCACCAAGCUCUCCAAGUACCAGGCCUCCACCAGCAACACAGUGAGCAAGCUGCUAGAGAAGUCUCGCAAGGUCAGCGCUCACACGCGGGCUGUCCGGGAGCGCCUCGAGAGGCAGUGUGUCCAGGUGAAGAGACUGGAGAACAACCACGCCCAACUCCUCCGACGCAACCACUUCAAAGUGCUCAUCUUCCAGGAAGAAAGUGAGAUCCCUGCCAGUGUGUUUGUGAAGGAGCCAGUUCCCAGCGCUGCAGAAGGCAAGGAGGAGCUUGCUGAUGAGAACAAGUCCCUGGAGGAAACUCUGCACAACGUGGACCUCUCCUCUGAUGACGAAUUGCCCCGUGAUGAGGAAGCCCUGGAAGAUAGUGCAGAAGAGAAGAUGGAAGAAAGCAGGGCAGAAAAAAUAAAAAGAUCCAGCCUCAAGAAAGUCGAUAGCCUCAAGAAAGCGUUUUCUCGUCAGAACAUCGAGAAAAAGAUGAACAAGCUGGGAACCAAGAUCGUAUCUGUUGAGAGGAGAGAAAAGAUUAAGAAAUCGCUCACACCCAACCACCAGAAAGCAUCUUCUGGGAAAAGCUCCCCCUUCAAGGUUUCUCCCCUCUCCUUUGGUCGUAAGAAAGUCCGAGAGGGAGAAAGCUCUGUAGAAAAUGAGACCAAGUUGGAAGACCAGAUGCAGGAGGACCGCGAGGAGGGUUCGUUCACAGAGGGUCUUUCUGAAGCAUCCCUCCCCAGUGGCCUGAUGGAGGGCAGCGCAGAAGAUGCUGAGAAAUCAGCAAGGAGAGGGAACAACUCAGCCGUGGGCAGUAAUGCGGAUCUGACCAUUGAGGAAGAUGAAGAAGAGGAGCCGGUAGCCCUGCAGCAGGCCCAGCAGGUGCGCUAUGAGAGUGGCUACAUGCUCAACUCCGAGGAGAUGGAGGAACCCAGUGAGAAACAGGUCCAGCCAGCUGUGCUGCAUGUGGAUCAGACUGCCUGAGUGCACAGCCAGAACACUGGGCCAGUGCAUCCACCUCGUGGAAGCCACCCCGCACCUCUUCAUCUCUACCUGCUCCCUACUGUGACUGUCCAGGCCUUAAUCACUGACCGUACAGUAGCCUCAAUGGGAUCACAGAAACAAACUGCCAGGAAUCCCAUUUCUAAUUUGCUCAUAGGUUCUAUUUCUGUAGAGUUUCUCCAAGAUUGCAAAAAGAAAGAAAUGGAGCAGUUAAAAAAAAAAUCAACUAUCUCUUUGGCUUAGUCAGAAAAACUGGAGGAUAUUUAAGUUAGUAGUUAUAAAAAGUGAUUUUUUUUUUGGUCAUUCUAUCAGCUUGCUGAAUAGUGUAGCAGUAAUGUAGUGAAUUCUUACUGUAUUCUGUGAAUGAUUAUUCUUCAAGUAUGUGAUAUGGAAUAUACAUAAGUCUGUAAGCUGAGAAUAUAACUCUUUAUUUUAAGAAGAAAACAUUUACAAAAGAUAAAGCUGAAGGACCAGCUGGUUAUUCUCUUAUAGAAACCAUUGUUUGUUGUAAGGGGGCUGAAAGACGGUGCUGAUGGUAAGCUAAUAGCACCAGGACUGCUGAGAUAGAAAAUUAAGAUGAAAAGGUUGGAAAGUGGGAGAAAUGGAGAACAAAGAAUGCCAAAAAUAAUGAUGACAAAGAGAAAAAAAAAAGAUGUGCUUAAAAAGUGAACUACUAACAUUUUAAAACUUAUUUUGCUCUUUAACAAUACUAAAGAAGUUCAUAUGUCUUGCAAAAAUAUAUCUUAUCUUCCCAAUAUUUUUAUAGUCUAGUAUUAUAACCUAACCAGAUGUUCUGAUGUAAAAACUAUGGUUCUUUUCACUAAAUAAAUGGCAGUACACAUCUUUUUGUGAAGAAGCUCAAAAUAAUAUUGUCUCUUUAACAUUGGAACAAGUGUAAGUCUCAAAUAAGUAGUAUGUACUGUUUUAUGGGGAUGUCAAUCAAAUGAUUAUUCAAUAUUUUUCACUUUGAAGUGACCUUUCCAUUCCAAAUAUGAUAUAGGUUUAGGAGGUAUUCAAACUUGCAUGUUUAAGAACAGUAAAAGCCUGGGUUUUCUUUAAACACAUAAUGGUAAUUUCAAUCCAGGUAAUGUUUUAUUUAUACAUUAAUUUCACAGGAUAUUAAUGGUUUAGAUUAUAAAAGCAUGCUAGUAUUUUAUUUCAUGUGUACAUUUGCUCUAACAUACUACUUAAAAGUUGCUUUAUCUAUUUUUCAUUACAAAAUGCCAAUGCUUUGUUAUAUUGUAGUCUGAAGAUGAGAGACCCAGGGCUCGAACUCUCUACUCUUACUGCGCAGUAGCACAAGUGAUCCUACACACAGUGGUGACUAGGCAGCAGUCCUGGGCUGCACUCUGACUUUCAGAGAAGGAGUGAGGUGAAUAAUGGGUGUUGAUGGUGUAACCUCUUCAGCUGUGUUCCUGUACUGCAAUUAAUGUAACCCCAAAUACUGAAUUGCUGAACUAACCAUGCCUGUGUGAAAGAAGAUUAAAUAAACCAAAAAUAAAAAGUAUAUAACAAUGUCA
This is a messenger RNA of Mus musculus (house mouse), 3055 nucleotides long. RefSeq names its product caveolae associated 2 (gene Cavin2). Gene Ontology annotation, cellular component: plasma membrane; cytoplasm; membrane raft. Lineage: Eukaryota; Metazoa; Chordata; Mammalia; Rodentia; Muridae. The transcript is spliced from 2 exons. The record is from RefSeq and is marked validated. Gene Ontology annotation, biological process: plasma membrane tubulation. Bases 261 to 1517 code for a protein of 418 amino acids. Gene Ontology annotation, molecular function: phosphatidylserine binding.